UUUUUACUCGAUCAGGUUUCGUUUCUUACAACGUAGGCGAUAGAAAUGGAGAGCUAUUGUCACGCCUCCGAGAGGUUUCAAUGCCAUGACCAUACCAUCCCAGGCGCAACCUACGAGAUCUGGGAUCCUGCCGCCGCCGCGGCCGACUACUUUGAUGGUCCCUGCCGCCGGCUUCCUCCCUUAUCCGCCGCAGCCGUCACUAAACUUGAUAUCCUCUGCCACACGGAACAUCAUUACGUGGCUUUCACGGAAGGCGACGAAAGUUCACGACUACGGCCCAUCGACGUACUUCUUGAGGAUUCCGAGGUCGCCACUUCCUCCGUCGACGUUGACAUCGCCGCCCGCACGGCCGACGAACUCCGCGCCGUCAUUCGAAAUGAGCUGCUCAAGUGCAGCGGCGGCAGGCUGCGGCUGUGGGGAGGAUUCGAACCCAUGGUUUCCGGAAUAGCAAGGGAAGUGGGCGAUCUAGGCGCGUGCGAAGCGGCGCGCGUGACUGUCAACCUCACGUUCUACCACGUGUCAUCAGAGAGAGCCAUGAUCCGGGACGCGGCGCCGCAGUUGAUGGAGGUCGGAGGAAACGGAAUGAAACCGGCCAGCCGGUGGUCAAUGGAGGAGAUGUUGGAGAAGUUGAAUCUGGGGGAAGUAGCUGAGGGCGGCGGCGGCGGAGAGGAGACUUGUGCGGUGUGUUUGGAUUGUCUGAAAAGGGAGGAAGAGGAAGCUGUGAGGAUGCCUUGUUCGCAUCGGUUUCACGCCAAAUGCAUCCGCCAAUGGCUGCGCAAAAGCCAUUAUUGUCCACUUUGCCGCUUCCAGAUGCCUACUGGUUAAUCAUUAAUGCCAUCCCAUAUUACAUUACUUAUUGUUUGUAAUAAUUUCGUUCGAACCAAUUUUUCUUGUACCAUAACGAUUCUUCUUGUAUGAAUUCAAUGCUAACUAAUUGAUACCUCAGUUUCGAUGAUAAAUGUUUUAUCUGUGGG
Molecule: messenger RNA, 974 nt
Organism: Cuscuta epithymum
Lineage: Eukaryota; Viridiplantae; Streptophyta; Magnoliopsida; Solanales; Convolvulaceae
Source: the annotation of a GenBank genome assembly